CCAUAUGAGAAACAUAACACAUGACAAGUUUUUACUUGGAAACAAUCAACUUCAAAGUUCAAACUUCAAAUCUUUUUUCGCUCUCUGAUUUUUCAUAAAGGAUAAGUUUAAAGCAGCAAAAAUGACAGACGAAAAGUUUGAUGGUAUGUUGUUGACAAUGGCACAACAACACGAAGGAGGUGUGCAAGACCUUCUGGAGACGAUAUUCAGUUUUUUAGCAAGAAAAACAGAUUUCUACACGGGUGGCGAAGAUAACGCGGCUGAAAAGCUUGUUAUGAAAGUAUUCAAAAAACACCAAAAGACAGCUCUAGAGAUCUCGAGUGCAAAAAAAGCUGAACGUGCAGAACAGGAAAGAAAGAGGAAAGAAAGACUAGAGAAAAAGAGAAAAGAAGAGGAAGCAGCAUUUGAAGUGAAAAAUGAUGAUUCCAAAAUAGUAGAGUUAACAGAUGAACAAGCUGAUAAAUUACAAAAAGAACUAGAUUCUAAGAAAUCCCAAAAAGAAAAAGUUGUUGCUGCCCCUGUCGCUAAAGACAGUGAUAAAAAAGAAACUAAAGAAGACGACGAUGCAGAGGAGGAUGAGGAAGAAAAGAAUAAAUUAGUACCUAAUAGCGGUAAUGGUGCUGACUUACCAAAUUAUAAAUGGACACAAACCUUGCAAGAACUCGAGCUCCGAAUUCCGUUGAACGUGUCGUUCGCGGUGCGGCCGCGAGAUCUCGAGGUGACGAUAAAAAAGAAGCACCUGCGCUGCGGCGUCAAGGGCCAGCCGCCGAUCGUCGACGGUGAUUUUCCAUACGAGGUGAAGCUCGAGGAAUCGGCCUGGGUGAUCGAGGACGGCCGCCAGCUCGUGGUCACGCUCGAGAAGGUCAACAAGAUGCAGUGGUGGCCGCACGUCGUCACCACCGACCCGGAGAUCAGCACCAAGAAGAUCAAUCCGGAGCCCAGCAAGCUGUCGGAUCUCGACGGCGAGACCAGGGGCCUCGUCGAGAAGAUGAUGUACGACCAGAGGCAGAAGGAGCUGGGCCUGCCCACGAGCGACGAGCAGAAGAAGCAGGACGUUAUUCAAAAGUUCAUGCAGCAGCAUCCAGAGAUGGAUUUCUCCAAAUGCAAAUUCAACUGAAUCACCGACGACGACGACGACCGCAUGCAACUCUGCAAGAGCAGCACAGCGCAGCGCGCCCAAUGCAAACGACUGAGAUUUUUGUUUACUCCGCAACGAAAGCCAGGCAGCUCUCAAUUCCAACGUUCGACGUCGUUGUUUCUUUUCUUUUUUUUUGUGUUCGUUUGUAUACGUGUGCCGGCGUUGUGUAUACCCUUGUAUUCAUUCUACAAAGGUUACAACUGUGUGGAAAGACUUGUUAUAAUUAAGUGAAAUAAGUGAAAUAACAAAUACAUGGCAAAUCUUAUAUACAUA
This is a messenger RNA of Trichogramma pretiosum, 1411 nucleotides long. It is a transcript of the gene nudC, whose product is annotated as nuclear migration protein nudC. The record is from RefSeq and is a predicted model, not a curated record. NCBI's taxonomy places the organism in Eukaryota, Metazoa, Arthropoda, Insecta, Hymenoptera, Trichogrammatidae. The transcript is spliced from 6 exons. Gene Ontology annotation, cellular component: cytoplasm. Gene Ontology annotation, biological process: protein folding. The coding region runs from base 122 to 1117 and encodes 331 amino acids.